Molecule: messenger RNA, 2238 nt
Organism: Aspergillus puulaauensis
Lineage: Eukaryota; Fungi; Ascomycota; Eurotiomycetes; Eurotiales; Aspergillaceae
Gene: crzA
Product: putative C2H2 transcription factor Crz1
Exons: 2
Coding region: 1-2238 (745 amino acids)
Biological process (GO): regulation of DNA-templated transcription
Molecular function (GO): RNA polymerase II cis-regulatory region sequence-specific DNA binding; DNA-binding transcription factor activity, RNA polymerase II-specific
Source: RefSeq, a predicted model, not a curated record
AUGGAUCCGCCGGACACGCUCCAGGACCUGGGGCAAGCUCCUGCUGCCCAUAAAAACCGCAGCGUCAGCCCCUCGGCCCAUCCUCACCAACACCAACAAUACAAUAAUAUUAACGACUUGACGAUUGACCCCUCGAUCACCACCAACCCGUCCUAUCCUCCCUCUUCCUUUGACAACAAUCCCGCUCCGGGCUCCGAGGCAUAUGCCUAUCCCUCGUCGAGCUAUCUGACUCCCGCUACCGCGACCGAUCAGAGCUUCACACGCCCUAGCCUACAUAUCCCACAGUCGUUUGACCAAGGGCUGUCGCAUCAACAAACCGAGGAGAACUUCUCAAAUCUCCUGAACUCGAAUACUGGCGACUUUGACUUCUCGCUUUAUCAGAACCCGAGCCCGAACACCACUGGUGGCUCCGAGUACCCCUCCUCGCUCUUGCUUGACCCCCAGCAACAGCCAACCAACCAGGCUGUCAACCCGGUCGAUCUGGUCAGCCAGAUCCCGUCUCCUCACCCCUCAAAUUCGUCCCAGACAUCUCCGCUGGAACAGCAACAAUCGAAUCCCUCCCCGAGCGCCAUGUCGCCCCCUGCAUCCUCGCCAGGCACGUUCCAUACUCCACAGCACUCGCGGCACACCUCUCUCGACCCCGCUAGCGCCGCAUAUAUGGCAAACGUUUCGCACCCAGAUUGGCAGACUCUCAUGGCUAACUCCUCGUUCCACGGCCAUCGCCGUGCCCCAUCAGAGGUGUCCGAAGUGUCGUCUGCAGCGCAUUCCCCAUAUCUUACUCAACAUGACUCCUUUGAUCCCGCGGACAAUAACCCAUCCCCACUGUUGGCGCCUCAAAACGACCCUAGUAUUUAUGACAAUGCUGCCUUAGGAAUCGAGACAUUCACUCUGGCGGACAAUCAUAAUCAGCACCAACAACCAGCAUUUAGCCCCCAGCACAGCCCUUACAUAUCUCCGCAAUUGAUACCUCAACAGCCUCAAUUAGCAACAGAAAUGAUUCCAAGUGGACCAUUCAUCUCGGGUCCCUCCGCAAGCUCCCCGUAUCCGACCCCCCCAACUGAGGGUUAUCCAAAUACCCAAGAAGGCAUGAUGCAGCAGGCGGGCCUAUACCCAGAUAUUGGACAAGCGUCACAGAUGGCACCGCCGUCUAUUAAUGUGGAACCCCCACCUCCAGGCCAAACUCCGAUCUUUCCCUAUGACAAGCCCCAAAAUGAUAUGGAUACUUUGAGUCCGCCUCCAUCGCGUGCGCCUCGUACUCGUAGCAAGUCUGAUCCUUAUCAUCCCAUGCCCAAAUCUCGCCCUCGCUCGCCUUCGUCACCAUCUGGCAACCUAGGCCCAACGGCUCAUUCAUCAAACCGGUCAUUGUCUCCGUUUGAUGUCAAUCGUCACCCUUACAGCAACCCUAGCUCUAGGGAGUCUUCUCCUGCCCGUCACCGACGUGUAUCAACAUCGUCGAUUGAUAACAGCCGAAACUACAUUCUCGGCCUUGCUGACCCAGGUCGACCUACAAACCAACCCGAUUCUAAGAGAGUUCAAAAGCAUCCUGCAACUUUCCAGUGCCAUCUUUGCCCCAAACGCUUCACCCGGGCAUACAAUUUACGCUCUCAUUUACGGACACAUACAGACGAACGGCCAUUCGUUUGCACUGUCUGUGGAAAGGCAUUCGCCCGCCAGCACGACCGUAAACGCCAUGAGGGUUUACACUCGGGUGAAAAGAAGUUUGUUUGCCGGGGUGACCUUUCCCGGGGCGGGCAGUGGGGCUGUGGCCGCAGGUUUGCUCGUGCAGAUGCUCUAGGACGACAUUUCAGAUCAGAAGCUGGUCGAAUCUGCAUUAAACCACUCUUGGAUGAGGAAUCUCAAGAGCGCGAUCGCCAACUCAUGAACCACCAGCAGCAACAUCUGCAGCCUAUGGCGCAGCCGUUGAUGGUCCCUGCUCAAGGAAUUGAUGGCCAGCAGGGUGGCAACUUCAUACUGCCAGCAGCUCUACUCGCGCAAUAUCCAGCUCUCCAAACGCUGCAGUGGGAUCAAAUCCCGGCUGGCAAUGACGAUGCGAGCGAUUUUGGUGGACGCACUAGUUUUGACGCCAGUUCUGGCGGAGAAUUUGGGUAUGACGAUGAUGAAUCCGGAAUUAGUGUUUCCGGUAUGAGUGGGGGAUACGCCAGCGAUCAGGGCAAUAUGUACGGAGUGGAUGCGCAACCGCAAGGUCUAAGCGAAAGUGGUUACCCGUCGUACCCAUGA